Toxotes jaculatrix (banded archerfish) is the source of this 3285-nucleotide messenger RNA. It is a transcript of the gene copb1, whose product is annotated as COPI coat complex subunit beta 1. Bases 198 to 3059 code for a protein of 953 amino acids. Gene Ontology annotation, molecular function: structural molecule activity. The transcript has 22 exons. Gene Ontology annotation, cellular component: COPI vesicle coat; cytoplasm. Lineage: Eukaryota; Metazoa; Chordata; Actinopteri; Toxotidae. The record is from RefSeq and is a predicted model, not a curated record. Gene Ontology annotation, biological process: intracellular protein transport; endoplasmic reticulum to Golgi vesicle-mediated transport; intra-Golgi vesicle-mediated transport.
UCGGAAAGUAAUCUUCCACGUCACUAGGAAGUAGUGGACAGACAGCUCGCCGAAGGGAGCUUUUCUUUUUACCGAUGUAAAUAUCCAAAACUGGAUAUCGAAGGCCACUUCGGAGGAUCAAAGUCGUGCAGCCAGGUAUUAUCCAGUAAGCGACAUUCAUUGGGAUUCUUCUAAACAGAUACAAGCCCAGCAGCAAAAUGACAGCUGCGGAGAACGUUUGUUACACUCUGAUCAAUGUUCCAUCUGACUCGGAGCCCCCUUCUGAAGUCAGCCUGAAAACGGAUCUAGAAAAGGGGGAGAUCAAGGCAAAGACUGAAGCCCUGAAGAAGGUUAUCAUCAUGAUCUUGAAUGGUGAGAAGUUGCCAGGACUGUUGAUGACCAUCAUCCGCUUCGUGCUGCCACUUCAAGACCACACCAUCAAGAAGCUACUGCUGGUAUUCUGGGAGAUUGUGCCCAAAACAACUCCAGAUGGAAAGCUGCUUCAGGAGAUGAUCCUGGUCUGUGACGCCUACAGAAAGGACCUGCAGCACCCCAAUGAGUUCAUUCGUGGCUCCACUCUCCGCUUCCUGUGCAAGCUGAAGGAGUCUGAGUUGCUUGAGCCUCUCAUGCCAGCGAUCCGGGCCUGCCUGGAGCACCGUCACAGCUAUGUGCGCCGCAAUGCUGUGCUGGCCAUUUACACCAUCUACAGGAACUUUGAACAUCUGAUCCCAGACGCUCCAGAGCUGAUCCACGAUUUUCUUGUCAAUGAGAAAGAUGCCAGCUGCAAGAGAAACGCUUUCAUGAUGCUGAUUCAUGCAGAUCAGGAUCGAGCUCUGGAUUACCUCAGCACAUGCAUUGACCAAGUGCACACUUUUGGCGACAUUCUCCAGCUGGUCAUUGUGGAGCUGAUUUACAAAGUUUGCCAUGCUAACCCCUCUGAGCGCGCUCGGUUUAUCCGCUGCAUCUACAACCUGCUGCAGUCCUCCAGCCCAGCUGUUAAGUAUGAGGCUGCUGGCACUCUUGUAACCCUCUCCAGUGCUCCCACAGCCAUUAAGGCUGCUGCCCAGUGCUACAUUGAUUUGAUUAUCAAGGAGAGCGACAACAAUGUGAAGCUGAUUGUUCUUGAUCGCCUGAUUGAACUGAAGGAGCAUCCCACUCACGAGCGUGUGCUCCAGGACCUUGUGAUGGACAUCCUUCGUGUUCUCAGCACUCCUGACCUGGAAGUCAGAAAGAAGACCUUGCAGCUGGCACUGGAUCUUGUGUCAUCUCGCAAUGUAGAAGAGUUGGUGAUUGUUUUGAAGAAAGAGGUGAUCAAGACAAACAACGUAACAGAACAUGAAGACACUGAUAAGUACAGGCAGCUGUUGGUGCGCACUCUUCAUUCUUGCAGCGUCCGCUUCCCUGACAUGGCGGCCAAUGUCAUACCUGUGCUGAUGGAAUUCCUAAGUGACACUAAUGAGGCAGCUGCUGCUGAUGUACUGGAGUUUGUACGGGAAGCCAUUCAGAGGUUUGACAACUUGAGACCCCUCAUCAUCGAGAAGAUGCUGGAAGUCUUUCACGCCAUCAAAACUGUCAAGAUCUACAGGGGAGCGCUAUGGAUCUUGGGAGAAUACUGCAGCACCAAGGAAGACAUCCAGAGUGUGAUGACAGAAGUACGCAGGUCCCUGGGAGAGAUCCCCAUUGUAGAAAACGAGAUAAAGAAAGAGACAGGAGAGGUUAAGCCAGAGGAUGAAGUAAGUGCAGCGCCAGCCCAGAAGCUGGUGACAGAGAUGGGCACCUAUGUGACACAGAGUGCCCUCAGCUCCUCCAGGCCCUCGAAGAAAGAGGAAGACAGACCUCCACUCAGAGGCUUCCUGAUGGACGGAGACUUCUAUGUGGCAGCUUCCCUGGCCACCACACUAACCAAAGUGGCCUUGCGCUAUGUUGCCAUUGUUCAAGACAAAAAGAAACAAAAUUCCUUUGUAGCAGAGGCCAUGCUGAUCAUGGUCACUGUGCUGCACCUGGGUAAGUCUUCUCUGCCCAAGAAGCCAAUUACGGACGAUGAUGUGGACCGCAUCUCGCUGUGCCUGAAGGUCCUGUCAGAGUGCUCGCCACUUAUGAAUGACAUUUUCAACAAGGAGUGCCGCAAAUCCCUGUCACAUAUGCUGACUGUCAGACUGGAGGAAGAGAAGCUGUCACAGAAGAAAGAGUCUGAGAAACGUAACGUGACAGUGCAGGCAGACGACCCCAUUUCCUUCAUGCAGCUGACAGCCAAAAAUGAGAUGACUUCUAAGGAGGACCAGUUCCAGCUCAGUCUGCUGGCUGCUAUGGGCAACACUCAGAGGAAGGAGGCUGCUGAUCCCCUGGCUUCAAAGCUCAACAAGGUGACUCAGCUGACAGGCUUCUCAGACCCAGUGUACGCAGAAGCCUAUGUUCACGUCAACCAGUAUGACAUUGUGCUGGACGUGCUGGUGGUCAACCAAACCAGUGAUACUCUCCAGAACUGCACCCUUGAGCUGGCCACUCUAGGUGAUCUCAAGUUGGUUGAGAAACCUUCACCUCUAACUCUGGCUCCUCAUGAUUUUGCUAACAUCAAGGCCAACGUCAAAGUGGCUUCUACUGAGAAUGGCAUUAUAUUCGGUAACAUUGUCUAUGACGUGUCGGGAGCUGCUAGCGACAGAAACUGCGUCGUCCUCAGCGACAUCCACAUUGACAUCAUGGACUACAUCCAGCCAGCCUCCUGCACCGAUGCAGAGUUCAGACAGAUGUGGGCAGAGUUUGAGUGGGAAAACAAGGUGACGGUGAACACCAAUAUCACUGAUCUGAACGAAUAUCUCCAACACAUCCUCAAGUCCACCAACAUGAAGUGUCUGACUCCUGAGAAGGCGCUGUCUGGCUUCUGUGGCUUCAUGGCUGCCAACCUUUAUGCUCGUUCUAUCUUUGGAGAAGAUGCCCUGGCUAAUGUCAGCAUCGAGAAGCCCAUCCACCUGGGGCCCGAGGCACCUGUCAACGGACACAUACGCAUUAGAGCCAAAAGUCAGGGGAUGGCCUUGAGCCUCGGUGACAAGAUCAACCUCUCCCAAAAGAAGACAAAUGUCUGAGACAACUCUGAUCCAGCUGAUCCCUCUGACUUUGUAAAAGUCACCCGCUGUUCUCUUGUGUCACCCAUUUUACAGUCUUUUCAUCACUGCAAAUUAAGAACUGUCUAUGGUCAGUUGCUUAUGUGCUGUUUUUUUUUUCACCUCUGUUUGAAAACUACAUCUCAGUAAUGUCCCUGUCCUGUUUAUUUUCAAUAAACCUAUGUAUUAAAAGAAUGAGGAAACAUCA